AGGCCAGUUAUCCGGUCGCUAUGGGAACUGUAUAAAACCGAUCCCCAAGAGCACAAUGGGAAAACAUUUUACUGGAGUUGAUGUGUGGUGUCCUGUAGCGUGUUCUCCCACGGCUCUGAUCUCCUCUCCUCGGGAAACCUGUCCUACUCGUCAGAAUCAAUGCGAAGCAGCAGCGAGGAGUGGGCUGGUGGUGUGCUGUCUGUAGCUUUCGAUUCUCUGGAGAACAAGGACUAAACUCUCUGUUACACUUUUCUUCUUACAUACCUCUUCUUCAGUGCGACGGGGAAGACGGACAACAUGAUUGGCUAUAUCUUCGUGGUUCUGUGUGGAUUGGCUGGCAGUGCGCUCGCAAAGGGUAAGGUGGAGAGUGUGCCUAAGGGGAAGUUCAGUGUUCCUGUUCUGGAUGUGAAGAGUCGACAGCUGGUCCUGGAGGCCAACCAGACUCUGACAAUCCACUGCAGGGGUCGGUGGGAGCUGUCGUGGGCAUUCCCUGGAGGUGUGGCCAGAGAUCAGAAGAGAAUGCGAUUGGAAGAUUCUCGUUGUGGUAGGCAGAGCCAGCAUUACUGCAGCCAACUGACGCUUAGCUCGGCCCAGGCCCAGCACACAGGAUCGUUCAGGUGUCGGUACAGUCAUCGGACGCUCAGGCAGAGAGCUGUCUAUGUCUAUGUCACAGACAGACAGCGGCCAUUUGUGGAGGAGCAGAAUAACAGCCCAGACGUUGUGUAUAUGAAGGAGAGCCAGCCUCUGGUCUUCCCCUGUAGAGUCACCAACCCUGACGCCACUGUCUCAUUGGUCAAGUUUCCUGACCAGGAGUUGACCCCAGACCAGAGGAACAUAGUGUGGAACAGCAGACAGGGCUUCCUCAUCCACAGCCCCACCUACUUCUACAUCGGCCUGUUCUCCUGCAAGACCUCUGUCAACGGGACCACGCACUCCCUCAAUUACCUCACACACAGACAAGUGAAUAAGAUCAUGAAGGUAUAUCUGAACAGUACCAGUCCAGUGCAGUCUCUACAGGGGGACAGUCUGGCCAUCAACUGUACUGUGACUGCAGAGUGGAACAGCAGAGUGUCCAUCAGCUGGGACUACCCUGGACAGGCCAACAGGUCAGCCAUAGUCAGUAGGUGGAUCAUGGCCAGUAAAUUUCACAUGGUGUUCUACAGUAUUCUGUCCAUCCCCAAACUCCACCGCUCUGACAGAGGGCUUUAUAUCUGCCGAGUGACCAGUGGACCGGUCAGUCGAGAGACUAACGUAUCUGUCACAGUCUAUGACCGUCCCUUUAUCCGUCUGAAGCCCAGACAGGGGGCUGUAGUGGAGGCUCAUGCAGGACAGAAGUCAUACCGUCUCUCCCCCAAACUACGAGCUUUCCCUGCCCCAGAAGUCAUCUGGUUGAAGGAUGGGAAGGUGGCAGCGGAGGAGUGUUCCCGUUACCAUGUGGACGGGAAUUCCUUGGUGAUCCGUGAUGUGGUGGAGGAGGAUGCUGGGAAGUACACUAUCCUGGUUGGAAUCCAGGAACACAGACUCUACCAGAACCUAACGCUCUCUCUUGUGGUCAACGUGAGUCCUGGGAUAGGGGAGAAGGCAGUGUCAGUGCAGGACCCAGGUAGUGUUCCGCGGGGUAGCAGACAAGCCCUGCACUGCACCUCCCACGGAGUCCCCCCUCCUCACAUCGCAUGGCUCUGGCACCCCUGCCCCCCCAAAGGCCUGUGUGUGUGUCCCCCGUCCUCCUCAAUGUGGAGCCCCGUAAAAGAGAGGGCCCCCGGCACUUCCACACACAACCACAUCCUGAGUGUCACACACAGACAAGAAGUCCUCCAGGGGAAGAAUAAGACCGUGGGGGUUUUGAUGGUUGCUGAGGCGUUUGUGUCCGGCGUGUAUCGCUGUAUUGCCUCUAGUUCUGUGGGCAAGGAUGAGCUGGACAUGCCCUUCUAUAUAACAGAUGUCCCAGGAGGCUUCAGUGUGAGUCAGGAGGAUGAGCCAAGGGAGGGAGGAGACCUACACCUCACCUGCGUAGCCAAUAAGCACCUGUACACCAAUUUUUCAUGGCAACGGGUGACUGACCCAGCAGAGGCCACACCCCCGACCCCCUCCCUGGGUGGUGAACUGUCCUCAGGAGAGGCCACACCCCCUCCCCCCUCCCUGGGUGGUGAACUGUCCUCAGGGGAGUUUUCUGACACUCUGAGUCUAUUGCUUAGCAACCUGACGACGGGGGAUUCUGGAACCUACCGCUGCUCCGCCAAUCACCUGCUGACGGGACAGAACACACAUCUGGACACACAGGUGGACGUCACAGUACUGGAGGCUCCGGUGCUGUUACAGAAUCUGUCUGACUGCAGCGUGAACAUCAGCAGCUCAGUGACACUCAGCUGCCGCGCCCACGGAGUGCCACGCCCAUUCAUCACAUGGUACAAGGACCAACACACACUGCUUCAGGGAUCAGGUAUCGUCAUAGCACAAGGAGGUGAGAACCUCCACAUUGACCGAAUCACAGUGGAGGACCAGGGUCUGUACACCUGCCAGGCAACCAAUGAGAGAGGCUCUGCUGAGAGCUCCACCUACAUCUGGGUUCACAACUCAUCAGGUGGCCUGUCUCUGGAGAUCCCUACUCUCACCUGUACCUGUCUGGUGGCCACUCUCUUCUGGCUGCUUCUCACUCUCUUCAUACGUAAACUAAAAAAGCCAAACUCUUCGAGUGCCAAGGCUGAGUACCUUUCAAUCAUCCUGGACCCAGGGGAGGGGCCUCUGGAGGAGCAGUGUGAUAGGCUACAGUACGACCCAGGCCAAUGGGAGUUCCCCAGAGACCGCCUCAAACUGGAGAAACCUCUGGGCCGUGGGGCCUUUGGGAAAGUCAUGCAGGCGUCUGCCUUUGGCAUCGACAACUCUACAGGCUGCAGGACUGUGGCUGUCAAGAUGCUCAAGGAGGGGGCUACUCCCAGUGACCACAAGGCUCUGAUGACAGAACUGAAGAUCCUGAACCACAUCGGCCACCACCUGAAUGUGGUCAACCUGCUGGGAGCCUGCACCAAGGCAGGGCCUCUCAUGGUGAUAGUGGAGUACUGUAGGUAUGGAAACCUAUCCACCUACCUGAAGAGCAAGAGAGACGUGUUCCUGCUCAACAAAGAUGGGAAGAAGAGGUGUUUCGAGGAGAGAGAGGGCACAGAGGAGAGGGGUGUCUCCAAGUCUCCUCUCUUCCUGGAGGAUCUCAUCUCCUUCAGUUUCCAGGUGUCUCGAGGCAUGGAGUUCCUCGCCUCUCGCAAGUGUAUCCACCGUGACCUGGCUGCCAGGAACAUUCUGCUGUCUGAGAACAAAGUGGUGAAGAUCUGUGACUUUGGUCUGGCCAGAGACCUCUACAAAGACCUGGACUAUGUCCGCAAGGGAGACGCAAGGCUACCAUUGAAGUGGAUGUCCCCAGAGUCCAUCUUUGACAAGGUGUUCACGACCCAGAGUGACGUGUGGUCCUAUGGAGUUCUGCUCUGGGAGAUAUUCUCUCUGGGAGCCUCUCCGUACCCAGGCCUGAACAUAGAUGAGGAGUUCUGCCACCAACUAAAGGAGGGAACACGCAUGCGAUCCCCAGAGUACAGCACUCCAGAAAUUUACAGCACCAUGCUGGCAUGCUGGGAGGCUAACCCCUCAGACCGCCCCACCUUCACUGGCUUAGUGGAAACACUGGGAGACCUGCUGGAAGCACGGGUUCAACAGGAUGGGAAGGACUACAUUCCCCUGGGCACGUUCCUGUGUGGAGGGAGAGACCCAGACAGCAGCGUCCAGAGAGACUCCACAGAGAGCUCCCUGACUGACCUGCAUCCACACAGACUCAUCAGUCUAGGCUACAUGAACACCAGGAGCACAGCGACACUCAGGACCUUUGAGGAACUGCCCAGCAAGGACCCGCCUGGCCCGGACGAUGAGCAGGGAGACAGCGGGAUGGUUCUACCCUCUGAGGAACUCAAACGCCUCAAAUGGACCAGCGGCGCCAAGAGCCUCACAAGGUCCUUUACCAUCAGUACGUGCAGGGAGAACCUGGUGCCCUGCAUGUGUAAUGACAUCACUGGUCUCCAUGACGACGAGCCGCCUGUCCUCCCAUGCGACUGUGACUCCGAGGAGAGCUGUUCCCCUCCACCCGACUACAACUCUGCCUUCCUCUACCCCUCCCUCUGACAACUCCAUCAUAUCACACUUCUCCCUCUGGUUAGAACUGCCUUGGUUCCUCCCUCCCAGCACACCAUCACCCCCUUGUCUGUCACUCCAUCUAAACACUCACUUCUCUGUCUUUAGGCCAUCUUCCUCCCUACCUACCUCCCUCUUCGUCACAGAUUAAUUAUUGAUGCAGCGCUUCAUUUCCCCAUAACAUACUAUCAGACGACUUCACUCCAAGGAUCUGUCUCUACAAACAAUUCCUCUACAGAUUGGAUUUGAUGCUGUAGCUUCCUCAUGGGGACAGGAGUAAGGUGUGAAUUACUGAGGCCUGCGUAGGGUGCCACACCCACACCACUAACAGCAGCUAAUUCCAUGAUCGUGUUUUCACAUGCAGCAACACCACAUGUCCAUGUACCAUUCUAUAUGGGUACGGCCUAUAGAGCUCAGAGGAACCUCGGUUGCCUCCAGUGACCUGACCAUGAUGUUCCUACACGUGUAUGCUGGAAGAAUGUAUUCAUUAGAAAAUAGCGUUUCACCUAUUUAUUUACAAUAUGUUAACCUCAUGAAAUUGUGUCAAGGCAGGCAACUGCUGUCAGUGAUCAUUAAAAUCAGUAUAUAUGUUAGACCAGUCGAUGGAGAAGUACUGUAUAACAGGUUUCAUAGCCAGACGUUUGCCCUGACUGACACAAGUAUGUAUGUAUUCAAAACACAUCUAAAAAUGUUGAAGUAAAGAAGCGUUAUCACA
Oncorhynchus nerka (sockeye salmon) is the source of this 4882-nucleotide messenger RNA. RefSeq names its product vascular endothelial growth factor receptor 1-like. The record is from RefSeq and is a predicted model, not a curated record. Gene Ontology annotation, molecular function: growth factor binding; vascular endothelial growth factor receptor activity; ATP binding. Gene Ontology annotation, biological process: multicellular organism development; positive regulation of kinase activity; protein phosphorylation. Gene Ontology annotation, cellular component: signaling receptor complex; plasma membrane. Bases 298 to 4158 code for a protein of 1286 amino acids. NCBI's taxonomy places the organism in Eukaryota, Metazoa, Chordata, Actinopteri, Salmoniformes, Salmonidae. The transcript is spliced from 29 exons.